AUGCUUAGGCAAGUACGAAAGAUGCACGUUAAGGCAAUCAAGAUGAGAUGGUUGACCGGAGGUGUCAAUUACAGCUAUCUGCUUUCCAGUCAGGACAAAGCGCACUCGUGGCUAAUAGACCCUGCGGAAGCGGUGGAGGUGCUCCCGGAGCUGGACGAAGAAGAAAUGAAGUGCAUCGAAGCCAUUGUGAACACACAUCAUCAUUACGACCACUCUGGGGGUAAUGUGGCUAUCGCCGCGGCGCUCAAAAAGAAGGGUAUCUCUCCAGCCGUGAUUUGCGGCAGCCGCGUGUCGCCCGGUGCCACUGAGAUCCCUGACCACUUGCAAGAGUACCAAUUGGGCAAUCUCAAAAUCAAGUGCAUCCGCACGCCCUGCCACACACAGGACUCGGUGUGCUAUUUUGCAAAGGACGCCGACACGGGCGAGCAGUGCAUAUUCACCGGUGACACGCUUUUCACAGCAGGCUGCGGCAGGUUUUUCGAAGGCACAGGCGAGGAGAUGGACCAGGCACUCAACAGACGGAUUCUGGACGGCGUAAGCGAGCCCAAUUGGGAUACUACCAAGGUUUACCCUGGCCACGAGUACACCAAGAGCAACGUGGACUUUGUGCGCCGCGCUAUCUAUCAAAACCCGGGCGACAACGCCGCACUGGACAAGCUGGAGCUAUUCUGUCGCAAGAACGAGGUCUCCACGGGCCAUUUUACGUUAAAAGAUGAGCUAGAGUACAACCCAUUCAUGCGCCUCGACGACCCCAGCGUACGCGAUGCGGUAGGCGACACGGCCGGCUCUAUGACGCGCGCACAUGUCAUGGACAAGCUGCGCAAAAUGAAGAACUCUAUGUAG
Lachancea fermentati is the source of this 843-nucleotide messenger RNA. The record is from the annotation of a GenBank genome assembly. NCBI's taxonomy places the organism in Eukaryota, Fungi, Ascomycota, Saccharomycetes, Saccharomycetales, Saccharomycetaceae.